This is a messenger RNA of Paramecium primaurelia, 949 nucleotides long. Lineage: Eukaryota; Ciliophora; Oligohymenophorea; Peniculida; Parameciidae. The record is from the annotation of a GenBank genome assembly.
AUGGACGAAAAAACAAAUCAAGAAGGGUAAAGGUCAGAAUGAAAUUUAGGGUUGAGUAAUUAGUGAUAUUUGAAGAGAAAAUCACAACAGUAAAUGGAUAGGCGGCAAUUAAGAAGUAUCUAAGAGGGAAGUUUUUGGGAAAGGGAGGAUUUGCAAAGUGUUAUGAGGCUACAAACCUAGAAACAAAGAGAGUUCUUGCUGCUAAGAUUAUUGUUAAGAGUAGUUUAACAAAAAGUAGAACUCGUUAAAAAGUAAAUACUGUUAAUUGAUGUAGCUAAUUUCAGAAAUAAAAAUACAUAAGAGUUUGUAGAACACAAACAUUGUACAAUUUGAACAUGUGUUUGAGGAUCAUGAGAAUGUGUACAUUUUAUUAGAAUUGUGUUCAAAUUAAGUAAUUAUUGAAAUUUAAAUAUAGACAUUGAAUGAUUUACUAAAGAGAAGAAAGAGAUUGACUGAAAUUGAAGUAUAAUGCUAUGUGGGUUAGAUAGUAAAUGCAUUAAAAUAUCUUCAUGUAUAGAAAGUAAUUCAUAGAGAGUAAGAAAAUGUAAUAAUAAUCUAAGUCUUAAAUUGGGUAACUUAUUUUUGAAUAAAUCAAUGGAAUUAAAGUUGGGAGAUUUUGGAUUAGCCACAAAAUUAGAAUUUGAAGGAGAAAAGAAAAGGACAAUUUGUGGAACUCCAAAUUACAUAGCUCCUGAAGUUUUAGAUGGAAAAGUGGGUCAUUCCUUUGAAGUAGAUGUUUGGUCAUUGGGAGUCAUAAUGUAUGCUAUGUUGAUUGGCAAACCUCCCUUUGAAACUCCAGAUGUCAAAACUACUUAUAAAAAGAUUAGAUAGAAUUUGUAUUCUUUCCCAGAACAUGUACUGAUAUCNUAUACUAAUUUAGAAUCUUAAUUAUGUUAAGUUCCAAUAAAAUUAAAAAAUCUAGCCUUGUUAUUUGAUUUUGAAAAAUUGA